AUGGAAACGACAUUAACACAGAACAAUUGGAACCUAUAGAAGAAAAAAGGUCACCUAGUAAUUCCUUAAAACAAGAUCAAAUUUGCACCAAGUAACAAAAACAAAAAAAUUAAAAAACAGGUUUCUAGUAUGCCACCAACUGAAAGAGAUAAUAAAUCUUUACCAACAACGAGAAGCGAGGGCUAGUUAGUAAGUUAGAAUAUCGUGUUGCAAAAUGAGAGGCGGGUAUCUUCAAUGAAACGAAUCGAUUAGCCAAAUUUGAACAUUGAGACACUCUAAAACUCAAUUUAAUAAUCAUAAAAAGAUUAAAGUCAAAAGAGAGAAAGUGAUUCGUAAGCUACUCCAGCUAGUUAAAGAUAUGACCCAAGUGACACCUAGAAAAGUUUCUACCCUAAAACAGCAUCAAAUUAAAAGCAAGUAAAAAAGAUUAUACCAAAUAAUGCAAAUAAUAAUAGCGAUGGGACAUCACUGAUAAAUAAUGGAUUAUUAUAGUCUAAUUCACAACCAAUCUUAAUAGAUGCUUCUUAGAAGUUCACUUUUAAAGAUAUGAUUAAAAAGAGAGAAUCCUAUAAUUUCUAAUAAGUGGAUUAGUACAAUUUGACUUUUAAAAUUUAGGACAAGUCAAAUGAAUUCAACCCUAAAAUAGAUAAAUCAUAGUCCUCUUAAUAAAAUUAGUAUCCAUUAACUCAGUAAGUUAAAAAUCUCAAAAACUCCAUUCUUAACGAUAAAUUUGAAUAAAUUUCCAAGUUCCAAUAUUCAGUUUAAUUGGAAAAUGAGUCAGACAAUUUUGGAGUUAGAAAAUCUACUGAUUCAAGACACCAAUCUUAAGAUGUCUCUCUUAAUGAGUCUUCUUAAAGGAUUGAUUAAUUGUCAAACAUCAUUGAAAAUUUGGUUGAUAAUUAACGUAAACUUUAAGAAAAACUAAUGGAAAAUUAGAACAUUAUAAGUAAAUUAAAAUUAGAUAAAGUGACAUCGUAAAAUUCGAAUUCCUCUGACAAACAAAUAUUAUUUAAUAAUGAAAUUGAACAUCCAAGGUCUAGUCGACUCUCUAGACACCCUAGUGCAUAGGAGAUAAGCCCAAGGAAAAAUUUUAAUGCUCUUGAUAAAUAUCGUAAUUAGACAGCAAUCAAGGAUAGAAGAUAUACAGUUGAUGAUUCGGAUUUAUAUCAGGAAAGCUCGCAUAAGAAUACUUAAAGUUCUCAUCAUGAUUAAGAUAACUAAAAUUAGACGACUAACAUAACAUAAUAAAUCCCAACUAACAGUGACUCUUCAAAUCAGAACUUUUUAAAUAGACAAGCCCAGAGUCAUAGGAACAUUUCUCAUAUUAAGUAAAUAAAAAAUAAUGUAUUGAACUAACUGCAAAUAAGAAAGAGUUCCUUAGGCCAUUAUAAUAAUGAAAGCAAUACAAACAAUGGCAAUAAUCUCAUGUUGAUCCUGUAAGAAUCUUAAGAUUCAAAUAAAAACAACAAUAAAAACAGAAAACAAUCAUAAUAUACGAAUAAUGUUAGUAAUUUCAAUACUAUUAAUGUGCAAUAAAAUACCUUUAACAUCAUGAAAGUAAGUAAUAGAAUAAACACUGAGCUCAAUUUUAAUCUACCACUUCAGCCAAUAAAAAGGGAAAAAAUAAUGUUAUCUGAGUAGUCGUAAAAGAAUUUACGAGAUAUCGAGUCUUAGAGUCGAUUGAGAAGUGUUAAAAAGCGUUUUGAAUUCGGUAACUAGGGAGAGAGCUCAUCUUAAAUCUAGGAUGACUAAGACGAAAUUAGAAGAUCUUUAGAGAGAAUAUAAAACACUGUAAAAUAAAAACCACAGAUCGGACAACUAAAGGAGGAACUCAAAUUUUAGCAAAUUCUUGAGGAAAGUAGAUUGAACAAAAAUAGCAGCUAUGGCAUUAAAAGGAAGUCUGUAUUAAGAGAAUAUGAAAAAUAGAUUCCACCACUUGAAAUGUUAGGAGCCGAAAAAUUAACACCUCUAAAAUCUAGACAUGAUCCUUCUUUAAAUCAAAUUAGUGAGAUUUUCCUUUCACCUUAGGCUGAUAUUGAGUUGAGAGAAGAAAAUCUGCCCAACUUUAAGACUCUUAAGAACCCAUUAUUCAUAACUCCUUAAAAUCCUGGAGUAUAAAAGAUUGAUAACUCAGUUAGUAAUGCCAACGAUGCUCAUUUGAGAUUGACUUUUAUGAAUAUUAAUGAGAACUAUGACAUGGAUAGCAGAUAUGAGCCAGCGAGAAGUGAAUCUCCAAGAGUAGACAGCAUGAAUCAACAGAUAAGAAUCAAAACUAGGAAAUCCAAUAAUGGGGGUUUAUAGGCUAGUAGGGUUAAAUCUCUAAUGAAGAGUAAAAAUCACUUCCCCAAAGAUUUUUUUGAUCUCACGUGA
Molecule: messenger RNA, 2370 nt
Organism: Stylonychia lemnae
Lineage: Eukaryota; Ciliophora; Spirotrichea; Sporadotrichida; Oxytrichidae
Source: the annotation of a GenBank genome assembly